AUACAAAACUGAUCCCAGCCAUUCCUUCUAUUUCCUCUCUCACUCUCUCUCUCUCUCUCACACAUGUGUGAACAUAGAUUGUAUGAACAGAAUCUAUGGAUAAACGUUCCCAGAAACAAGCCAACAUGGCCUCUAGUUCCAAUUCAGAAGAGGUGAGUAGUAUUGAGUGGGAGUUCAUAAAAAUGACUGCACAAGAAGAAGAUCUUGUCAACAGAAUGUACAGACUAGUUGGAGACAGGUGGGAAUUGAUAGCAGGGCGGGUUCCUGGACGAAAAGCAGAAGAAAUAGAGAGAUACUGGAUGAUGAGACACAGUAAGGUGUUCGCUCAAAAAAGAAAGGAACAUCGUGCCAGAAAUUCAUGAAAGCUUCACCCCAUUUGAUCACUACAUAUUUACACAUUUUUUAUUACCUCUUUUCAUCUUUAUUGGCAUUCCUUAUGUGGAUUUUAUAUAUGUUUCAAUCAACUAUGUUUACUAUAAGGUAGUUGUAGGAGAUUUUCUAGUCCAAGAAGACUGUUGCGCGUACAAAGCCGAACAUAAAAUGGUGGAAUAAUAAGAAAGCAAGUGAACGAUAGUGUUUAGGUUUACGUCGACUACUUCUAUCGAAUUCAAAUAUUUGUUACCGUAGCUCGAGCAGAUUUAGAACAUGUCUCAUAAAAGAACAAGGUUACUCACCCUUAGGGGUAUGCUCAAGUAUUGAAUCUCUCAUUCAAUCAGAUUGAUUCAAAGAUCAAUAGUCAAGUUUUGCUAUGAUCUAAGCCAUUCUGCGGGAAAAUUCUACUGUUUUAAGUUAUUGGACAAACUUAG
Molecule: messenger RNA, 806 nt
Organism: Ilex paraguariensis (yerba mate)
Lineage: Eukaryota; Viridiplantae; Streptophyta; Magnoliopsida; Aquifoliales; Aquifoliaceae
Source: the annotation of a GenBank genome assembly